GAGAGAGAGGGAGAUAUAAAAACGCUGUUCAUCAUCUUCCUGAUAAAAAAAAAAUCUUGCGACAGUCGAAUUUAACCUUGUUGGACAAACUGAACCAAUAUAUAUAUACAUAUAUCACUCAGCUCUCCCAGGAUCCCUAUGUCUAUAUAUAUAUAUAUAUAUAGGACAUACUUGUGAUUGCUGAGGAAUAAUCAAUCAAUCGAAGAGAGAGAACGGAGAGAUCGAGCAAUGGUAAAAGUCCCUUUCCUGAUUACUCUAAUUGAGUCCAAUUAGAGGGCAUUCAAGUUUUGGGUUGCCAGGAUAGGAGAUCUUGUGGCCGCGCGAAUUGAUUGACUGAAAGGGACGAUGGAGCGAUGAUGAAGCAGAGGAAUCUGUUGCUGGGAUCGGAGUGGUGAAUGUCGUCUGAAGAGUGGAAUUCCCUAAUGGGUAUAUACUACACAAUUUACCCAUCUGCAAUCCUUGAUUUUCAAAAUUCUUGAUGCUGAUCAAUCCAAACACAUUAUAACCUGCCCGCACACCCAAACACCACGUCUCUCACACUCUCACUAUCUAUCUAUAUAUUCACAUUUAUAUAUAUCGUAUCUCCUCAGUCCUCACUGAACCUCCCUCUCACUAUUUGUAUAUAUAUUUAUAUAUAUAUAUAUAUACACACACACACAUCCAUCUCUGCAACUUUUUCGACCAAAAAAAAAUAAUAAUAAAUAAAAAUAAAAAUAAUAAUAAUAAUCUAUCAAACUUAGCUUAACCCAAUUUCCGCCACUCUAUAUCAUCCAUCAUCUUCAUGCCCCACGUUCAAAUCAAGCAUGUAACUGUGUAAGAAGAAUACGUUGUUCAAUGCCAAAAUCAAUUUUUGUGAUUAAAUUUAUAUUCUGGUUACAUCCUUCUCAAAACACAAAAAUCCUUUUUGUUAUAAGAAAACAGAACAAAAAGGUUAGGACGAAUUGCUCAGGUGAAUAUAGGAACUGAAUGAUCAGUUUCAUUGUUGGGUUUUGAGAGGGAUUGUGGUUGUCCAGUGAUGGUGGCUUUUGAGAACUCUGCCUAUCAUCCAUUAACUUCAGAGAAAAAAAUAAAAAAAUCGUUGUGUGUAUAAUGUAUGUAUAUAUAUAGAGAGAGACAACCUUAUCUCUACUACUGAGUUGUCACGAUUUUAUUGGCCUUUGAGAUUUUACUUUACAAAUCAGCAAGUUUAGUAUAUAAACCCUUGAAACUGUGUCCUUUUUUAUAAGGGCACUAUGGUCUUUUGAAUUUUCUGCUACCGAAAGGUGAGCUGGCCGGGUAAAAUGCAAAAAAAAAAUAUAAUUCAACUUUUUAAGAGUUUUUUUUUUUUUUUUUUUUUUUUUUACCUUAAAAAAAUAAUAAUAAAAAAAAGAUAAAAAAAAAUAAUCAUAAUUGAUUAUGAGAAUAUUAUUGAUAUAUAUAAACACACGUGUUUAUAUAUAGGUACACGAAUCAACGUAGCAAUUAGCAGUCCUCAUUAUGGCAAAUAUGAUGAACCAAUCCUAAGGACUUGAGGGCUUGCUUGUGUCGGACAGAGUAGGUAUGGAGAAUUUAUGAUUAGAAAAGGGAAUUCGUGUAAUGUUGUCCUCAGUAUUAGCAGCAAAUGGGGGUGAGAGAUUAAUUAAGUGGGUGGUUCACAUGUAGGAGAAUAUUUUUGAAGGCGAGGAUUAUGGACUAUUAACAGUUUCGAGUUUUGGAAUAGAUGGAUGUGACACGAAAGCAUAAAACUAUUAUGUUGCACAGUGAAUUUAAUAGGAGCCAAUUGUCAAAUCAUAACGUCUUAUCGCAAAUUGGAUAUGAGAAUUUACAUUCGUAUUUAGACUUGUGAACCAUAAGAUACAAUACAUCCUUACUUAACCACUCAUAACCAAAUGUGCCUCAAGCAAGUAGCUCUGUUCCAUUCCAGGUUGGGGGAAGACCAACAAAUCUUCCAUUAUUCCUUGGUGAGCAAAUGAUUGAGAGACCAAGGACUCCUCACUUCCUGAAAUCAGCUAUAGACCAAAAAGGGUGCCGAAGAGCAAAGGCUAUAGCAAGGAGUCUCUUAAAUUUGGCCAAUAUGUUGAUAAAUUUAAGGAUAGUAAUUUUCAAAAUGUAUUUUAAUAAGAUAUUUGGUCAAAUUUAAGGGAGUCUCAGUUUAAUUAGCCCUAAAUUUAAAAAGAAGUGGCAUUGGGCAUAUAGCUGGGUCUACAGUCCAACAGAUAGAGCAGUCCUAUAUAUAGAGAGAAGUUUGAUAUGUAAUAUGACCCACUAACGGAAGAAAUGAAUUGGGUGUUUCUUAAGUCAACCGAAAUCGAAAGAAACCCGCGCGCCAAUGUGAUUAGCUAACCCCGAAACCCUCGUUGCAUCUCUCAUUUUCAGAAUUUCAUAGCUAACUAAACUAAACUAAGUCCAAACAAACAAUUCAUAUCAAUCAAUGCCAAGUCUUGUAUCUUUUUUUCUUCUCCAUUUCGAUAAUCUUUUUCUCUCCCUCCCUCUCUCUGUCUCUCUCCAUCUCUCUCUCUCUCUAUGUUCCUCCUCCUUGAAUGGGUUGCGGCAUUUCAACAUUCAGACUAGAAGAGGAUGGCGGUGUCCACCCUGCCCGACGCAGAAUUGGCAAUACGCGCAUCAUUACAUCUAAUCAUCAUCAUCAUCACAAUAAUAACAAGGCUGCUAAUACUACCACAAAUACAGACACCAACACCGCCACCAACGACAAUGACGGCCGUAAAAGUGCUUGUUCUUACACUACGGCCUACAACGAUGCUUGGUCUGUUAGGAAUUCGGUGGCACAGGAAGACGAGAUCGAUAUUAAUUGUGAUGGCGCAACGAAGAAAUUGGGUGAGGAAGGGAUAAAGAGAGGGAUAGUAAUAGUGGAGGAGGUGGGAAGAGAGGUUGAAAGAAAAACAGAGGCGGCUGUGGAGGGAGAGCACAGCCACCAUGAAUUUGCAGUUGAAGGAGGUCAUGAGGAACACAAUAAUGGAAGAUUCUCAGAUUAUUCGGAUGGUCCGACUUUUAUGCGAUCUCCGAGCUUUAGGGACUAUUGCAUUGUUUAUGACAUAGAUGACGAUAAGGAUGAUGAUGCUAAUUUUGUUGGAGAAAACGAAGUGAAGGGCACACAGAUGAAGGCAGGCAUUCCACCUCUGGGCUCAAAUCGGGGUUCAACAACGCAAUUGGUGAAAAAAGGGAGGAAAGGAAGAAGAUUGAAGGUCUUCCCGGCGGGCAAGUCAGCCGCUGUGAAAAAUCUUUUGAAUGUCACAACUUGCUACAGUCCCAGUAAUUCCUCGGCGUAUAACACGCCUGGAAAACCAGUUGAGAAAUCCGCAUGAAACUAUUGGUGUUCAAAAGAGAGAAGACAAUAUAUUUUCCUCCUUUCCUACUUGUUUCAGAAAAUGCCUCUUCUUCUCUCAAAGGAAAGGAAUGUGUAUGAUAUCAUCUAGAUUUAGAUUUUUAAGACAUCAUCUAGAUGUUCUCUCAAUUUUGCUGAUAUUUUUGUUGUCUAUGAUGUUGGGAUCUGAUAUGCAAAAAUACAAUUUUGCUAAAUUUUUCAGAUCCCCACUACAAUGAAAAUUGACAAAACAUUAUUUUUUUCU
Cornus florida is the source of this 3566-nucleotide messenger RNA. RefSeq lists its product as uncharacterized. The transcript has 3 exons. The record is from RefSeq and is a predicted model, not a curated record. Lineage: Eukaryota; Viridiplantae; Streptophyta; Magnoliopsida; Cornales; Cornaceae. Bases 2520 to 3302 code for a protein of 260 amino acids.